Linum trigynum is the source of this 1005-nucleotide messenger RNA. Lineage: Eukaryota; Viridiplantae; Streptophyta; Magnoliopsida; Malpighiales; Linaceae. The record is from the annotation of a GenBank genome assembly.
AUGGGGAAGAAGAAAAUGAGAACGAAGCCCAAUCCAUUCACAGAUCAAUCCCCCACUUCCUCCAUUAAUAAACCUUCCUCUUCUUCUUCACCUUCUUCGUCUUGCUCAUCUCCAUCUUCCGCCUCCACAUCCACCUGGCCGUGGCCGCCUUACUACUACUGCCACCAGCAGCCGCGCACUCUCUCCUUCCGUACAACCACCUCCGCCGACAAGCCCAUCUCCACCGCCACCGCCAUGUCCAAGCCCACUGGGCCUACCUCCAUCGGACCCGAUGUUGUUGGGCCGGGCCCAGGAAACACCGACGCCUCGUUCGAUGACGAUCCCGCCGCCGUGGAGACCGUCAUCCGCGGCCUCAAGCAGUCCGACCGCCGCCGCCUCUUCUCCCCCGACGAAACCAGCUCCUCCAUCCUCCGCCGAAAAGAUUCAUCCCCAACCGCCGAGGAGGAAGCGGAUCGCGGCGGAGACGGAGGAGGAGGGGGAGGGGAAAAUUUGUUGUACCCUUUCAACGACGGCGGAGCGGCGGCGGUGGCGCUGACGCUGGAUUCGCGGGAUCCGUUCGAGGACUUCAAGGCGUCGAUGGCGGAGAUGGUGGAGGCACACGCGCUGCGCGAUUGGGAGUCUCUGGAGCAGCUGCUGGGGUGCUACCUGAAGGUGAACGGGAGGAGCAACCACGGGUACAUCGUCGGCGCUUUCGUCGACCUGCUCGCCGGCGGCCUCUUUUUCAAAGCGGCGGAGGAAGAGGUUGAGGAAUUAAAUUGCUCUUGCUCGAAUCGCCACAAGGCGGGGGAGGAUCUCCGGCGGCAUCAUUACUCGCCGUCGUCGCCGCUGUCGUUCUACACGUCUUUCUCGUCGUCGUCGUGCUCGGAGGAUUCGUCGUCGACGCCGUGCGUGUCGUCGCUGGAGGCGUACCGGGAGGCGGCGGAGGGUGAUGAUGAGCUGGACGAGAUUAGUACUGCAGCUUUUCGCGGUGAGAAGGAAAGGGGAAGGGAGAGUGGGUCCCAUUAA